Molecule: messenger RNA, 4128 nt
Organism: Striga hermonthica
Lineage: Eukaryota; Viridiplantae; Streptophyta; Magnoliopsida; Lamiales; Orobanchaceae
Source: the annotation of a GenBank genome assembly
AUGGAUGGGCAAGGGAAUCGUGCAAAUCAAGCUGCGCAGGAUCUUCAUGCUCUUGGGCCCACAUUUCAGCAACAUUCUUCCGCCAGCUCGGCUCUUCCUCCUCCCCCUCCUCAUUCUCACCACGUCCCAUUUUCUCGACCACUAAGUAUUUCUCAACAUGGAAAUCCAUCAUUUCAUCCUACUCCAGGUGCUUCUCCAUAUCAGCAUGGCCUGCCAGGUUUUCCUCAUCAAGGCCUGCCAGGCCCCGUUGCAUCGAGUGGAAUGAUUGCAGCCCAGGUCGUUCAACCAUCUGGGCGUGGGCAUGCUUUGGAAAGAGGCCAUUACAAUCAACUACCAUCCCAUGCUCCGUUACCUGGGCCACCCCCCUUGCCGCUUUAUCCAUCUACUUCUAGUUCUAGUUCUUUGGUUUCUAAUCCAUUUGGAUUUUCUGGAAAUUGGAAAACUACACAAUUAGUGGGCCCAUUGCCACCUCCACCUUCUCUUCCGCCACCACUUUCUUUGCAUAUGUCAAAUCGCACCUGCAAGAAUGAAGGAAGCCACAGCUCGAAGGAUUUAUUAGAUGGAAAUAGUUUGAUGUUGGAGCAUCCGCCUCAAGCUGAGCCAGCUGCAGAUAGACAUGUACAACAAACUGGAGUUCUCUGUCAGAACACUGAAAACGUUGGACCUAAAGUGGAAUCAAUGGAUAUGGUUGUUUCUCAUUCACCCUCUAGUUCUGAUAUGGAAAUGGAAGAUGAUAUCACUCAUCCUGAGGAGGAGAAAAAGGAUUUCCUGUCUAUUUCCGAUGGUGGAUGCUCUUCAGUAUCUCAAGAAGAUGUUAAUAAGAAAGUACAAAUUUCGCAGCAUACUGGAGAACAUGACAUUCCUGAAGAUACUGUUGGUUUGAAUUCGUUUGCCGAGUCCUCCGUAUUGAAGGACCAAAGAAGAGGCUCUGACGUGGUGUCACAUUCUGUAGCUGAUGAAUCAGGCAUGAAAAAAUGUGGACAACCUGAACUGCUAUUGGAGGCCAGUGUUGAAGAAUCUUCUUCUCAGCAUAAAAAUUCUGGCCAGUCCUCUGUGCCAGUAUUCUUUGGAGAAACUGGAAACAGGAAGCUUUCCAGUCAGCUGGUGGAAGGUACAAAUUCUUUCAAUCUCUUAAAGGGUUACGCAUCUGACGAAAAUCCAGAAAAUGAGGGCAAAAAUCAUCUAGGAGAUGUUAAAUCUCCAGCUCAUCAAUGUGGACCCACAAAUACUGAUGCUAGUGAGCCUUGUAAGUUUGAAUCAAAAGUUGGAGUCGAGAGCUUGUCAGAGCCCAAUAAGCGUGCACCUCUCAUAUCUGUGAUUGAACGGCCAAGUAACAUUAUAGAAGCUGCUAAAUUAUCUUGUCCAGCUGGGUUAGCUGGAUCUUCUGAUGAAAAAUAUGGUGGUAAAAAAACUGUUACAACUUCUGCAGCCCUCGAAUCAAAAGAGCGUUUCAGAAGUUACAAUGUUUCUAUUAGUCCUGAUGGGGCCAAAACUCGCAAACAAGGCCUGAAGAGCAAUCAUACUGGAUCAGAAGUAGAUGAGUUUGGAAGAUUGGUAAAGGAAGGUGUCGGUGACAGUGACACAAGCGACUCACCUCGUUAUUCACGGAGCCAUGCAAGAAGAGCCAGAAGGAGGAGUAGCAGUAGAAGCAGAAGUCGGUCUCCUCAUGACAGGAACAGGAGGAGUAGCAGUAGAAGCAGAAGUCGGUCUCCCCAUGACAGGAGGAGAAGGAGGAGUAGCAGUAGAAGCAGAAGUCGGUCUCCCCAUGACAGGAGGAGAAGGAGGAGUAGCAGUAGAAGCAGAAGUCGGUCUCCUCAUGACAGGAGGAGAAGGAGGAGUAGCAGUAGAAGCAGAAGUCGGUCUCCUCAUGAUAGCAGGAGAAGGAGAAGUCCGUGGAGUAGAGGGAGGCGUGACCGAUCUCGCAGCUUGUCGUGGUCGCCAAGGAGACGAAGAAGUCGGAGCAGGACUCCUGUUUUGAGGCGUGAUACUGAGCGCAGUGGAGAUAAGUACAAACGAGAGAAGACCACCCAACUUCCGGAGAAGUGCUUUGAUUUUCUUCGAGGAAGAUGUUAUCGUGGUGCCAGUUGUCGGUUUUCACACAGCGAGACGAACAAGAGUGAGAGGUCAAGAAACAACAGGGGCAAACACCUCCAUGACAAAGAAUCUAAGGUUCCUCAAGAUAUGCCUGGUCUGAGGAAAGACAGAGAUGCAAAACAAAUGCCUAUUGAGUCGAGUACCCGUUCACCUGAUAAAUUGAACAAUUUGCUUUCGGGUUCUCUCUCAGUUGGUGAUGUUGUAGCAAGUAAUCUUCCAGGAUAUUCCUCAUAUGACAUUGCCUCAGGAAUAGAAUAUUCAGCAAAACACCCUGAUAAGGUGCCUCUAACUGUUGAUCUACAAGGCAAGAUACUUUGUGAUUCCAUCACCAAAAUCUCAGAAUCUUCUGCACUUGUGCAAGCAUCAUCAGCCCAUAAUCCUGCUGAUAAACCUGAUGCAAAUAAGGGUCCCAUUAAUCAGCUGCUCUCCGUUGAGAGUCCCUUAAUAAAAACGUUCUCGACUGAAGUCCAGGCUCAGUCUUUGAAAGAGUUGCCAACAUCAAUUCCUUCCCAAUCUACUCUUCCUUUGCCUCCAGUCUCCCAGGCGACAAGUGCCCCAUUUGGUCAAAAUUACAACUUAAUGCAAGCUACUGCACAGUUUCCUUCGACUCUGGGAAACCAGACUCCUUAUCGAGCACCAGUAACUAACCAACAUCGUCACUUUCCUAGGCCAUCAAACUCUUUACCAAACCCCUUUAUUCCUCCUCCUCCACGUCCACUCCCACCACAUUAUUUUUCUACCAAUGCAACAUAUGGAGAAAACGGCAACCUUCUACAACAUACCCAACAGCCUUUGCAGCAGCCAUGGACCAGUCUGCCUUCUUAUGCAUCUACAAUGGCCCAGACAACCGAGGUGCCUAAUCAGACCCAUUUUAAUCAGUAUCAGGCAUACCCAUUGCCUCUGGAGUCUAAUCAAAUGUUGCAUGUCACUGAAAGUAUUUCAUCCAGUGGUUUGCAUGUGAACAACUUAUCGGGUCUGCCUGUCGGUCCUCCUGUAACAGGCGACCGUGUUACAGGAUAUCCAAUGCAAGGUACAAAUCCUUCACAAUCAUUUUCUGGGGCUCAACCUUAUUCCUUAACGAUGAAUCAGCCAUCGUAUGCACAUAACUUCAUGGGUUCCGGAAUCUCGAAUCAUUUCAAUCCUUAUGGAUCUACUUCUGAUCUGCCACUGGGCUCUAAACUUGAGUCGAAUGCUUCCAUCCAAGAAAAUGGAACAACCAUCACUACUAAUUAUGGUGCCCCGGUCGGUUCAAGCUCAGCCCCUGGGCGUACGAGUAUUGUCUCUAAAGAUAUGGUUUCCACAUCAAGCAAGCUGCCGGAUGAAAGUGUUUUACCGAGGCCAGGUGGUGAUCAAUAUGAUCCAUUGUUUGAUAGCAUCGAGCCAGUUUCGACAGCAUUUUGUGGAGAUGAUCAUAAGAAACACAAAGCGUCUGAUGGUUUUGAUAAUAUGCCAAAAUUCGAUGGAUCUGAAAGGGUGCUAAACACCGAAAUUAUCAAGCAGGAAGUGGGGAUAACUUUAUCAGCAAAUGAUUUUAUAGAAAAUGAGGAAUUUGGAGAGACAGCUGAUGUUGAGGUAGGUGAUGUCUUAAGUGGGAGCCUGAGUACUCCUAAUGACGGGAUCAACGAAAAUACUGUUGCAUUUGGGACUGAUCAGGUUGAAACUUCUAAGAAAAAGAUGAAGGGAAAGGAUUCUAUGAAGCUUUUUAAGAAUUCUAUCGCGAGUUUUGUGAAGGAAGUUUUAAAGCCAUCAUGGCGCCAGGGUAAUAUGAGCAAGGAAGCGUUUAAAACAAUUGUCAAGAAAACUGUUGAUAAAGUUUCUGGAGCUAUGAAGGGUCACCGUAUACCUAAAUCCCAGGCAAAUAUAAAUCACUAUAUUGAUUCGUCACGUGGAAAAUUAACUAAGCUCGUCAUGGGAUAUGUCGACAAGUAUGUGAAGGACCCUCUUCUAAAUGUUCUUGUUCUUGGCGGGCGGAGCAAUAGGGGGAGCCUAAGAUCCAAACCCAUAAUGAAUGAGAUGGACCCGAAUCAAGUGUAA